AUGAUUGUGAAGAGUAAAAUUUUGCCAUUUAUGUCCGAGAGUGGUAUCGGGAGCAGAGCGGUGGCCGGUGGCUUACAGCGCGUCUCUCCCUGGCAGGUGACGGCAGAGGCCCGAUGUAAGUUGAUCAGCUGGUUGCUCCCUGUGCACCGGCACUUCGGCUUCUCCUUCGAGUCCCUGUGCCUGGCGGUGAACACUCUGGACCGAUUCCUCACCACCACCCCGGUGGCUGCCGACUGCUUCCAGCUGCUGGGGGUCACCUCGCUCCUCAUCGCCUGCAAACAGGUGGAAGUGCACCCGCCCAGAGUGAAGCAGCUCCUAGCCCUUUGUUGCGACGUCUUCACUCGCCAGCAGCUCUGCAACCUGGAAUGCAUCAUCCUAAACAAACUACACUUCAACCUGGGGGCACCGACCAUCAACUUCUUCUUGGAGCACUUCACCCAUGUGCGUAUGGAGUCCUGCCAGGAAGAUGCCAGGGAGGCAUACAAUGCCAAAGCUCUGGCCAAAGGGGUGGCCGAACUUAGUAUGGCCGACUAUGCUUUUAACGAUUAUGCCCCGUCCCUUCUGGCCAUUUGCUCCCUGGGACUGGCAGACCAGAUGUUGCAUCACCAAAAUCCACUGGACUUGCAUAUAAGUGGCUACCCGGAGGGGGUUUUACAGGAAUGCAUGGACAAACUGCAUUUACUGGUUUCUUUAAAUGGGGACUCAUUACCACAUGUGCUACCCCUGGAGAUUUCUGAGAAGUGCCUACACCUAGGAAGUUAAGCUAACUGGACCAUAAUACUUAAAACCUUUUUAUGACAUCCAAAGCAUCUGUGACAUUUAAGAGCAGUUUGGUCUAUUUUCAUGAGUGCAUUGUGUUUUUAUAAAUUCAUCAUUUCUAUACCUCUAAAGAUAACAGUAUUGGCCUUAUUCUCUUGCUUAGUUGGCUAAUCAAUGUAUUAUAUUUGUAUUUAUUUAUACUAGAUAGUGAUGGUUUAGAGUUUUGAUAUGAUAAAAUUAAAUCACAUUUUGCACAUUUCAUUAUUGUAUGUUAAUUGCACUGACUGAUUUUAUAGAUCUAUAUUCAAUUUGUAUAUACUGUAUAUCAUCCAAGUACUGUAUAGUUUAUUUAUUUAGAAGAUGGUUCACUACGCACACCUUCAUAGCAACCAAGGAAGAGUGAAAAUGGAGAAGUGUUUCUAAAUAAUUUUUUUGUCUCUGAUCAAUAAUGGUCUGUGUCAGUGUGACUUUUGUACAUAUACCACAGAGGAAAUUAAUUGCCAGAGAAUUAACAACAUGACAGGACCAAAAAUACUA
Molecule: messenger RNA, 1296 nt
Organism: Pelodiscus sinensis (Chinese soft-shelled turtle)
Lineage: Eukaryota; Metazoa; Chordata; Testudines; Trionychidae
Source: RefSeq, a predicted model, not a curated record